Molecule: messenger RNA, 1318 nt
Organism: Asparagus officinalis (garden asparagus)
Lineage: Eukaryota; Viridiplantae; Streptophyta; Magnoliopsida; Asparagales; Asparagaceae
Product: protein SODIUM POTASSIUM ROOT DEFECTIVE 1-like
Exons: 3
Coding region: 1-888 (295 amino acids)
Molecular function (GO): metal ion binding
Source: RefSeq, a predicted model, not a curated record
AUGCUCAUCUCUCUCCUCACGGUCUCCGCCUCGUUCUGCCUCUCUUCAGAGAAAAUAGCAUUACUCCUCCUCUCACUCUCUCAAUCGUCUCUCUUCUCUCUCUCAUGGCUCCCUUCGCUCUUCAAAGAAAUGAAGGGAGUAAACUUCUCUUGUGUAUCACCAGCAUCAGCUGCAGUGUGCACAAGCAUCGACCGCCGUUCAAUGGUUCGUCCUACAAUCAUUGGACGGUCAUCAUCUACCGGUCGACACUUGAGAACCAAGUCUGUCAGUCAAUUGCCGAAACCUGCUGGCUCAAAGCCUAAGUCUUAUAACACUGAAAAGUUUCGAAAGAGCUUAGAUUACAGGCAUAGUGAUCUAAAAAGCCCUGCAGACUCUUCAAGAUAUUUGCUCGACGAUACAACUUUUAUCGACAUGUAUCCUGAGUUCGAGCCAAAAUCUUCAUCCUUGACGGUGUUCGAUCAUGACAAGGUUUUGGCACGAUCGCCGAUAUGCACUGGUACACCAAGGCUUUUUAGGCCUAUGAAGGAAAAUGAAGCGUCUUCAACACUUGUAAGGUCAUCUUCUGCUAGAACACACCAGAACAAGGCUUUAGCUCAAUCUCUAGUGAAAAAAGACGAUACAUCGACAUCAUCUGCUCCAAGGCCUUCUAAUUCUACUAAAUCACAUCAUGAUCAGGUGGUGGUUUUAAGGGUGUCAUUGCAUUGCAAAGGAUGUGAAGGGAAGGUGAGAAAACAUAUAUCUAAAAUGGAAGGGGUCACAUCUUUCAACAUAGAUUUUGCGACGAAGAAGGUAACUGUGAAGGGCGAUAUAACGCCGUUGGGGGUUCUUAACAGCGUUUCGAAGGUGAAAAACGCGCAAUUUUGGCCAUCUGGGCCAUCUAGCGCAUGAACAGAUUGUAUUAUGUAACUUCAUGAUGAUGUUUGUAAAAGAGUAGUACUGAAUGUUUCCAAGCGUUUUGUGUAUGAAAAGACUAGAAAUCGAAGGAACGACCUUUGGUUUUCCUCUGCCUUUUGCUUUUCUCUCUCAGGUUCAAAUUUAGCAGAAAGGGUAUCGUAGCCACAGUCCAAGUUCACAACUUUGAAGGUUCUUUUGUCCAAAGCUGGAUAACUUGAAAGGAUGCUAAGGGAUGCAAUUUUAUGGUAUGAGUGGGCGCUUUAUGUAAAGUUCUGUUUUAUACUUUUCCUCAAUCUGAGACCCUUUGUUGAUUGUGCUGUUACUUUCAACAGCCGGAAUGAGUAAAACUUUUUCUAGGAGUAAGGGCCAUUCCUAGUGUGUUUUUUUUUUUUUUUUUGGAUAAGAAAUUUGAACAUAGAGUAUA